UCUGUCGCAGACAAGGCGCGCAAGGCGGCCAAGCAGAUGGAAGCCGGACCGCCAGGCAGUGUGGAUGGUGGCAUCGCCCGUGAGCUCGCCGAGCUCAAGCGCAAGUACGCCGCCCUCCAGAAGUCCCAGGCCGUGCCCACUCCCGUGCCUGCGCCUCCGCCCGAUCCGCUCGAUCUUGAGGUACAGCGCUGGGAAGGUAUCGUUGCCCAGUUCGCCAAGUCUGGCUUGGGCGCUGACGUCCCCAGCCGUGUCAGUGCCGAGCAGUCUCUGGCCGCGGCGCGCAAGGCUCGGAAUGAUGCCAAGCCACAACUUGCACGCCACACCACCCUCGGGCACAAGCUGCAGGAUGCGAUCAAGCGCCAUCAGAAGCUCGAGUCCGACGUCAGUGCGCAGGUCAAGGUCGUCGAGGCCGCCGAGGAGCACCUCCGUGAGCUCAGGGCCAAGGUGCUGGCCGCCAAGGACCUGGUGGCUACCCUCCAGGAGGAGCUGCGCGAGUCUUGCCCUAAGGACCUGCGCCCUGAAGGGAGUGAUGCUACCUCCUUCGUGCUGCCCGACCUCCCGACCACCGUGCUGGAGGCCGACGCCGACCUCAAGGCCAUGGUGGAGUCGCCUGUCUUUGACAAGUUCAAGGAGGCUGUGCGUGCGGCUGCUGCCGCCCAGGCAGCCGCCGCUGGCCCAACCGUCGGGGAUGAGGGCACCGACUGUGGUGAAUCGGUUCCCGUCCCUGAGGAUGAUGAUGUGUACCUUGACGUCGACGAGGAAGGCAUCUCCCAGGUCAUCUCCACUACCAAGUUUGCUGGUGACAAACGGGAGCUCCAGGAGUUGUUCAAGUCCCUCGGCCUCGUCACCAAGAAGCAGCGGAAGAAGUUGCCGCCGACAUCGACGGCGACACAGUUCAUCGAGACUUUCAAUGGCUCUGGGUGGUCCACGCUACGUGAGCGGCUCACCACGACUACCAGUGUCAUCGUGUGCGCCCAGGAGCUUGGCUUGUCCGAGCUCACAGCGCCCCAGUCCCUGGCCGCGGUGCGCGCCCUGGGCUGGCGAUUCCUCAUCAGUGAGUCGUCCUUCAACCCCGCGACGCAGAGGUGCUCGGCUGGGGUUGGAGUUUUUGUUCGUGAUGGGUUUGGCUUGCGAUGGACUGACCCAGCGUGCAAGGCUAUUGUGCCACAUCGUGCCAUACAGGUUACCAUUGACCUCCCUGGUUUCUCGUUCAACAUCGUGUGUGCCUAUUUCCACGUCAAUGACGGCAUGCGUGAGAAGAAUCUGUCCAUGCUCAGCGCGAUCGGCGCCAAGAUCAUCCAGCCUCCGCUCACGGUCAUUGCGGCAGAUUGGAACAACUCACCUGCCGCCGUCGAGGCCACGGGCUUUGUGCAGAAGGUCAAGGCCGUCAUCAUGGCGCCUGCUGCAAUCACCUGCCGUACCAGUUCGUCUACGUCCACGAUUGAUUUCUUCGUUGUAGGGCAUGCUCUGUCUACGCUGGCUGCCAGCAUCUUUGUGGACAGCACGUGGCAUGUUA
This is a messenger RNA of Prorocentrum cordatum, 1516 nucleotides long. The record is from the annotation of a GenBank genome assembly. Lineage: Eukaryota; Dinophyceae; Prorocentrales; Prorocentraceae.